AUGGCUUCGAUGAUCCACACGGAGACGUUCGAUGUGGUCGAGGAACGCGUUCGGCAGACGGUGGAGGACUCACAGGAUGUGGUAGAGACCCUGAAAGACGUGGCGAUAGGCAGGACAAGUGCUUCUUCUUUGCGGUGGGUGGAGCAGCAGCGACUUGGUGUUUGA
This is a messenger RNA of Symbiodinium sp. CCMP2456, 165 nucleotides long. The record is from the annotation of a GenBank genome assembly. NCBI's taxonomy places the organism in Eukaryota, Dinophyceae, Suessiales, Symbiodiniaceae.